AUGAGCAUAAUCGCAGGCUCUUACGAGAGAUUCAUAUGGGGUUUCAAGCUUAAACCAAUCAAGCACGAUGACGACAACCAAACCCUAACCCUCUUCCCUCUCUUCUCCUACCCUUCCCACAUCUCCCCAAUCACCACCGUCGCUUGCUCCGGUCCCGCCGCUGCUUCCGGCGGCUCCGACGAUACAAUCCACCUCUACGACCUCCCUUCCGCCUCAUCCCUCGGCUCUCUCCUCGACCACAAUCACACCGCUUCCAUCACCGCCCUCGCCUUCUACACUCCUCCCUCCCUCUCCUUCCCUCGCAAUCUCAUCUCCGCUGCCGCCGAUGGCUCCGUCGCAAUCUUCGACACAGAGCCUUUCGUCCUCCUCAAAUCGUUCCGUCCCCAUAAGAAAGCGGUCAACGAUCUCGCGAUUCACCCGUCUGGGAAGCUCGCGUUGGCCGUUUACCGCGACGAGUGCUUCGCGAUGUUGAAUCUCGUGAGAGGGAAGAGGAGCUUCUGCUGCAGGUUAGGGCACGAAGCGAGCCUUGUGAAAUUCGAUUCGGAUGGGGACAAGUUUUUCAUGGUGGUCAAUAAUAGUAAGGUCAAUAGUAAAAUCGGUGUUCAUCAAUCGGAGGAUGCUAAGCUUCUUCUCGAGCUCGACAGUAAUAGCCCCAAGAGCAUUCUAUGUGCUUCUCCUGGAGAGAGUGGGACUCUGUAUACAGCUGGUGAGGAUAGGGCAAUAACAGCUUGGGACACAAAUAGUGGGAAGGUUGCUUAUUCCAUUACAGAUGCUCAUCCAGCUCGCAUCAAAGGUAUGGUCGUGCUUACCAAGAACGAUAAUGAAGGUGCAUUAGAAGAUCCGUACUUGGUUGCUUCUGCAUCUUCUGAUGGGAUCAUAAGAGUUUGGGACAUGCGAAUGGCGGCUAAGGAGAACGCUAAACCGUUAGCCGAGGCAAAUACUAAAUCAAGACUUACAUGCCUCGCCGGUUCAGCUCUUAAAUCUAUGAAACGUCCACAGAUUGGAAAGCAAGCUCAGAAGGUAGAAGAAGAAGCUCAGAACUCAGAAUAA
Molecule: messenger RNA, 1050 nt
Organism: Microthlaspi erraticum
Lineage: Eukaryota; Viridiplantae; Streptophyta; Magnoliopsida; Brassicales; Brassicaceae
Source: the annotation of a GenBank genome assembly